This is a messenger RNA of Fimicolochytrium jonesii, 702 nucleotides long. RefSeq lists its product as uncharacterized. The coding region runs from base 257 to 625 and encodes 122 amino acids. The transcript has a single exon. The record is from RefSeq and is a predicted model, not a curated record. NCBI's taxonomy places the organism in Eukaryota, Fungi, Chytridiomycota, Chytridiomycetes, Spizellomycetales, Powellomycetaceae.
CCCAGAUCCCGCCCUGGAUGAGUUUUACCGGGAUCAGAUUCACGUGGCUCGCAGAUUCAAGGCGUUCUCUGCGGCAAAAGUCUGAGAGCAAGCUCAUCAAGAACAUGUGACGCCUGUAUGGAAAGCAUUUUGUGGUCAUCUUGGGUGAUUGGAGCGACGCUGGGAAGACCAUGUGCUUUCAGGAGUCAUCAAAGACCAAGGGGUGAGUGACCAUCAUUUGUGGUACCUACUAUGUAUUUUAAUAUGCCAACUCAUCAUGGAAAUCAGAUUCCGCACCCUCUUUGCAAGAAACAGCAUUCCAUGCUACUUGCUAGAUGAGUAUCGAACGUCUUCCGUGUGCCCAGACUGCCACGGGUGUGUGAAGAAAAACAUCGGACGCCGGCUGUCACCUCGGCCGUGGCAAGCUCGAAAGGGAAGAAUGGAAUACGUCCAUGGAUUGGUGGGUUGCCCCAACCCCGAAUGUAUCAACCAAGACUGGACGCCGUUUGAGAUUCCUGGAAGACAACCACUACGACUACGGAUGAAAGUGCACAAUCGGGACGUCCUAAGCACCAAGAAUUUCCUCUCGAUUGUGCGUUCGGUGGUGCUUGGCAAUGGCCGCAGACCAGACGCAUUCUCCCGGUAGUCUAGAGUUUUCACCCCAUCCCAUUUUCCGUGGUGGUUAUCUGCCAUCCACAUCAUUGUACCUCUGCCUGAGGCGUC